This is a messenger RNA of Oncorhynchus mykiss (rainbow trout), 4547 nucleotides long. Its product is annotated as ataxin-1. Gene Ontology annotation, molecular function: RNA binding; protein binding. Gene Ontology annotation, cellular component: nucleus. NCBI's taxonomy places the organism in Eukaryota, Metazoa, Chordata, Actinopteri, Salmoniformes, Salmonidae. The record is from RefSeq and is a predicted model, not a curated record. Gene Ontology annotation, biological process: nervous system development; negative regulation of transcription by RNA polymerase II.
UGAAUGAGAGAGAGAUGGAGAGAGAGUGAGAGAGAGAGAAAGGGAGAAAGGGAGAGACAGAGAGAGAGAAAGGGAGAGACAGAGAGAGAGGUCUGACUGCCUUGCAUAACACACGUUGGAGCAGCUUUGCACGCAGGACUUCAUGUGAUUCUUCAACCAGGGGGACUUCCUCUAUCGCUGGCUCAUCACAGAGCCUUACGGCUGGGUGUACAUGUUCACCCGCUCUCCCGGACGUACCCUACCUGGAGCCUGGAGGAAAACAGGGCUGGCUCUGAAAAAUAGACCUGCACAAAGGAGACGUAGAGAAAGAGGAUUUCCCUAUAGGAAUACGUAGUGUAGAAGCUACACAGGCAAGAGGAAGUCUGACAAUGCUCUGCCAGCUGUGGCUGUGUACAGCCUGAUUUACAGCUGGCGGACGUUGUGGUUAGUCAGAGAUGAUUCCUCAUGAAGUCCAUGGAGUCGUCCUCUCUGUCGCCUGGCGGGCGUCACUCUGCCCUCUCUAGACUACUGAGUCCAGGACACACAGUCACACAGUGAAGACCUGAAAGAGACCUGAUAGAGCCCACGACAACACUGAGAGAGAGAGAUGUUUCGCAUGCCAAUAAAGCCCUUAAAUUGAAUUGAAAUUGAGAGAGAAACAGAGAUAGGGACAAAGAGAGAGAGAAACAGUAGGUUCAAAAAACCUACUUGAGAGACAAACAAAGAGUGAAAACCAACCAUGAAAUCCAACCAGGAGAGGAGCCAUGGCUGUCUACCUCCAAAGAAGCGUGAGAUCCUAGCCCUGGAGCAGAGGCCUGUGGUGGUACCAGCAGCAGCUGAGAUCCUAGCCCUGGAGCAGAGGCCUGUGGUGGUACCAGCAGCAGCUGCAGCCUCAGCAGACACCACCUUGCACACAGAGAACCUGACUUGGCUGGCCAAUGUAGCCAGCGAACGCUGCAGAUCCACAGAAACUCCCAGCCCCAGGUUUCCUGUCUCCUCGUCCUCCUCUUCAUCUCCCUCCCCUUCUGCUCUCCCCCUGUCCUCUCUCUCCACGAUCUACCCCACUGGGGUGGGGCUCAGCCAACAGGGCGGGACAAUCCAGUACGCCCAGCUGGCCCCUAACCUCCAGUUCAUUAGCUCGGGGCCGUACACUGGCUACUUCUCCUCUCAGAUCAUCCAGUCCACCGCCACCAGUGUAGCCGCCUCCACAGGGCAACAGCGCCACCAUCUGGACGGCCACUGCUACACCACCGCCCUCAUCUCCCAGGCCACCAAGGUUGGGGACCAGCAGAACCAGGUCCAGAUAGGUCUGCCGUCUGACCUGGCUGUGUCCGUUGGAGGGACCCACUUCACCACUACCCACCAGUACAUCCAGCUGGACAGCAGCAGCCCUCUGACCGUCACCUCCCCUACCCAGGGUCACCUCCAGCCUCUCCAGCUCCACACCCACCCUGGGGUGGGCCUCCUCCCCCACACCCUCACCCUCGCCCCCUCCCAGGUGCUGGUCCAGUAUACGGAUGGGUUAGGGGUCAACAAAGCUGAGGGCGGACACACCAAGGUGGUGCAGCUGAAUGGAGAGCUGGAGAGGAGUUUCGGUAAACAGAGCUGUGCUGGCAUCAAAGGAACCUCCUACUCUAACCAGAACAAUCAGCAGGUUCACCAUGGAUAUGAAGCUCGACACAUCCUCAUUCCCGCAGACUACACUACCCAGGAUUCCACAGGACUACAAACCUCCCUGGUGCUGGUAGCAAACGCCCAGCCCAACCCCCUCCCCCACCCUCACCCUACCAGUGGUGCUGAGCAGGACAAGGUCCAGGUCCACCCAUCACUAAUACACAGUGAGGGAGGAGGCAUCUGUCUAAGUAAACCUGUCUCCAGAACCUCCUCUUUCACCUCCUCUGAGGCUCUGAAGGUCUCUUCUGCCCCUCACACGGUUAUCCAGACCACCCACCACUCUGACGAGCAUGUACACAGCCUGUACUCCACCACCCAGGCACCAAUCAUCGGCUACAUCGCCAGGGCAGGUAACCAGCAUGGCGUCAGCUACGCCACCCUGCCGCAGCACCUGGUCAUCCCGGACGGCCAGUCCCUCCAGUCUCUCCUGAUACCCGUUAACGGAGUUACCACCACUACGGACCUCGAGGCUGCCUGCUCGGUGACCGCCAGGACGGCCAGCACCACCGCCUCUCAGCUGGCUCCAGCGACCGCAUCCCUCCCCCGCCACACCUACCUCACCGCGUCCCUGUCCAAGUGUGAGAUGCUGGGGUCGGACGGCCACCACCAGUCCCCUGCUGUACUCCAGGCCCAAGUACUACCCAUCCAGCACAUCCAAAUCCCGUCUAACACACCUGCUAAUGUGGUGGCGUCCCCCUCCCCUGCCCCAGCCCUAGCUCCAGGACCUGUCCAGGCCUCCCCCUCUCUCUCCUCUUCCCCCUCCCCUGUCCCAGCCCUAGCUCCAGGACCUGUCCAGGCCUCCCCCUCUCUCUCCUCGUCCCCCUCCCCUGCCCCAGCCCUAGCUCCAGGACCUGUCCAUGCCUCCCCCUCUCUCUCCUCUUCCCCCUCCCCUGCCCCAGCCCUAGCUCCAGGACCUGUCCAGGCCUCCCCCUCUCUCUCCUCUUCCCUCUCCUCCACUCCAGCUCCUGUCCAGUCCACCCCCACUCUCUCCUCUUCCCCCUCCCCUGCCCCAGCCCUAGCUCCAGCCCCUGUCCAGGCCUCCCCCUCUCUCUCCUCCUCUCCAACCACGCUCCCUCCGUUCUUCAUGCGUGGCUCCAUCAUCCAGCUGGCGGACGGGGAGCUGAAGCGAGUGGAGGACCUGAAGACGGAGGACUUUAUCCAGAGUGCUGAGAUCAGCAGUGAGCUGAAGAUUGACUCCAGCACUGUGGAACGCAUCGACACGGGCCAGACACCCAACGCUGUCAUCAUACAGUUCGGUGUCGGGGAACACAAAGCACAGGUGUGUGUGGAGGUGCUGUUAGAGUACCCGUUCUUUGUGUUCGGCCAGGGCUGGUCGUCCUGCUGCCCUGGCCGGACCACUCAGCUGUUGGAGCUGAGCUGUGCCAAGCUGUGUGUUGGGGACGUGUGUGUCUCCCUGACCCUCAGGAGCCUGAGGGGUGGCGGUGGCUCUGUGUCUGGGAGGAACCACAACAGCCAGGGUCACGAGGUCAAGCUGAGGCACAGCCACAACACUGGGGACAUCACACAGGGGUCUAACCGCCAGGGGAACAGUCAGGGGAAUAGCCAGAGUAAUGGUCAGAGAGACAGUCAGAGUAUGGACAAAGACUUUAGGAACAGUUUGAAUGCUGCAGGCAGCAACAGUGUCUUCCUGGUGCAAGUGGCCAAAACAGACAGGUUGAAUGAGGAGGACAGGGACGUCCCCCGCUGUGUGGACCAGGUGACAGGAUCUGGACUGAGACCCGGAUCUGGACCAGGGGUCUACGGAACUGGAGUUGGACCCAGGAGCACCUCGGACCUGCAGGCUGUCUCAGGGAAUGGAGAGAUGAUAGGGAGAGACAAUGGAGAGACGAGAGAGAGAGAACAGAAUAGCCCCAUGCUCCCUCCGCCCCUCAAGACAGAAGUGGGUGAGGCAGACAAAGAAAAACCCUGGGGUCGUAAGAGGAGGUGGUCUGCUCCAGAGAGAGAUCAGACAGAGAGGGCGGACGAGGAACCCCCUUUGACUCUGCCAAAACCCUCUUUUAUAACUCAGCAGGUCAAACUCUCCAUCGAGGGAAGGUCAAAUGUUAGUCGUUGAAGGAGCUGGAGUGUUGGACAGGAGGUAGUGAACAUAGUUUUAUAUGUUUGUAACGUUGUUAGUGCUGUUUGGUUUAAUCUAUCUAUCCACAUUAAUGGAAAGGAUUCAUUUACCUGGUAUAUACAUGUUUUAUGAUUCUAUUUCUAUGGAAGGAACAUUGUUGUCUCUGUGUUUGGCCCACUGUCUGGGAGGCCAGUCUCUCUCCAGAACACAGUGAGUGGCCCACUGUCUGGGAGGCCAGUCUCUCUCCAGAACACAGUGAGUGGCCCACUGUCUGCGAGGCCAGUCUCUCUCCAGAACAUAGUGAGUGGCCCACUGUCUGGGAGGCCAGUCUCUCUCCAGAACACAGUUAAUGGCCCACUGCCUGGAAGGCCAGUCUCUCUCCAGAACACAGUUAGUGGCCCACUGUCUGGGAGGCCAGUCUCUCUCCAGAACACAGUUAGUGGCCCACUGCCUGGGAGGCCAGUCUCUCUCCAGAACACAGUUAGUGGCCCACUGCCUGGGAGGCCAGUCUCUCUCCAGAACACAGUGAGUUGCCCACUGCCUGGGAGGCCAGUCUCUCUCCAGAACGUGGUUAAUGGCCCACUGCCUGGGAGGCCAGUCUCUCUCCAGAACACAGUUAGUGGAUACUGUAGCUAGCAGAUGGUUGACCUGGAAAGGCUUGAAUUUACUAAACCAUGAGAUUUGUCCUCUAUAUUGACCUAUAAAGUGAAUUAUGCAUGUGUGAGUUAUAUCAAUUGAUAAUUUCUGCCUUGUUAGAAUACAACCCUCUACUGCUCAUCGUUACCCUCAGUCAUCAGAACCCCCCCCCCCCCCCCCC